Molecule: messenger RNA, 1587 nt
Organism: Eucalyptus grandis
Lineage: Eukaryota; Viridiplantae; Streptophyta; Magnoliopsida; Myrtales; Myrtaceae
Product: protein SIEVE ELEMENT OCCLUSION B-like
Exons: 7
Coding region: 1-1587 (528 amino acids)
Biological process (GO): phloem development
Source: RefSeq, a predicted model, not a curated record
AUGGACAAUUUCAUUAACCAUCUCCUAGGGAAGCCAGACCAGAGCAUGCGGGCCAACCUGCUUGCUUCUUUCGACGACAAGAAGUUCAUGAAGGAGAUGGGCACUCAGGGAUCUGGAAGCCCUGAUUUCAAGCCUCUAAAAGAGGGCUUCAAUCCACCUUUAGCAGCCAUCAACGAAGUGGUUUGUCAGCUCACUUGCAAGGCAUUAGACACCAAAAAUUUGCGCCAAACACUGGUCUCGCUCUUUCACCAGCUGUCGAGCUUCUCAUGGGUUAAUAAGGCUCUGAUUGCCCUUUCAUCACUUGCUGUAUUCUACGGUGACUUUUGGCGACUUGCUCGGAUUGAACCAUCAGACAAGCUCGCGGAAUCUAUGGCCAUACUGAAGGGGGUGCCUGCGAUCACCAAGCCCUCAGACCUGCAAAAGAUCUCAGUUUUCGGUGUUCUCAACGAAAUGAUCAAGACCACCCUGAAUAUGACCCAAUGCAUUGUGGAUUUUGAGCAUGAAUCUAAAGAUUUUCCCCAGUUAUCUACAAUGAUUGAUGUUGCGAGCAGCGUUUAUCAGAUCAUCAUCAGCAUCCUUGCUUGCUCUAUUCAGUUCACUAGCCUCAUUAGCAUUGUUGAUGACAACAAGGGAAAAGAUCUGUCUGCCUUUGCUCGGAAAGUGAACAUGGUCCACCACAAUAUCAAACAACAUUACGAAGAUUUUUCGCAAAAAAAGGAGGAAAUUAAGGAGUAUCAGAGGCUGCUGCGAAUCAUUAAUGCCCCUACCGAUAACGUGGAGCUGAUCAAGGCCUUGCUUUACAUCAAGGAUGAUCCUCAGCCUCUCUUCAUUGGCUCAAAGAAGGAUAAGGUCGAGUCGCUCCGGAGGAAGAAUGUGUUGCUUCUGAUUUCGGACCUCCAAUUAACCUCUCAUGACCUCUCGAUCCUCAUCAAGAUCUACGAGGAGUGCAAGUUCCAUGAGGAGGGCUACGAGAUCGUGUGGGUCCCUAUUAUCGAACAAGAAUGUGAGGACGUCAUCAAACGGUUCCAGAGCCUCCAGUUGCAAAUGCCGUGGUGCUCGGUGCACUCCCUAAAACUUAUCAACCGGGUGGCCAUCAGAAUCAUUAAAGAGAAGUGGCAUUUUAAGCAAGACGCCAUUGUGACAGUACUGGAUCCACGAGGAAGAGUCUCAAACCAAAAUGCCAUGAGCAUGAUUAGAAUUUGGGGGAGGGAUGCUUUCCCUUUCACCGGUGCAGUAGCAGCAGACAUCUGGAAGAGGCCUGGCAUUAACUGGUUUGAGCUUUUAGCGAUUGACUUCAUCUUUCCGGGGAUACAGGAAGCUAUCAAGGCUGAGAAGUACAUCUUCUUGUAUGGAGCGGAAGAACCCAAGACCAUCCAGGUGAUCGAGGACUCGCUAAAGAAGAUCGAUGAAAAAGCCAUCGUCGCCUUCAAUGUCACCAAAUCGCAGUUCUUUUGGAACCGCCUCAAGAGCUGCAUGCUUUCGAAGCGGACUUGCACGAACCCAUUAUGCAGGACAUCCUCAGGCUCUACACCUGCUUCAAGAAGGACGGCGGGUUUACGGUCCUCACGAAGGGGUCGCGGGUCGUGA